AAUAUUUUGUUUAUCGGAAGUUUUAACCUUCAAAACAACUUGUGUUUCAACUGUGUUUGAUAUUGGAAGGUUUGGUGCUACUUGUUUAGGACUGCGGAUCGUGGUAAGAUGAGCUUGAUUUGUUCAGCUAUUAAAAUUAGCCGAUAGUACUUGUAAACUCUUUCAGUAAAAUGGCAACCUUUUCACAAUCCACCAUUGACAAGGGCUCUGACAUUUUCCACGACUUCUUUUGCUCCACCUGCGCAGACGAGAAACUAGAUAAUACAGCUAAUUUCUACUGUGAAUCUUGUGUUAAGUUUUACUGUGGAAAAUGUAUCCGCCCGCACAGCCAGUUCUUUACAAAACAUGACCCCUUUGGAAGGGAAGAUAUGAAGAAAUGGCCAGUGACCAAAAAGGUGGAAGAUUUUCUACUGAAAUGUGAUGUCCAUAAAGAUAAAAACCUUGAAAUGUUUUGUUCUGAACACAGUGAGCUGUGCUGCACAAAUUGUGCAUUCCUAAAUCACAGACACUGCAAAAAGGUAACUCUUAUAUCCGACAUCGUAAAAAGUCAGUCUACAGACCUUCAGCAACUGUCAAUUUCUAUCCAAACUAUUCUGAAAGAAAUGAAGGAACUUCAAGACAAUCAGGAGGCUAGCAUUCAUUAUGUACAAAGUUCAUAUGAUAAGCAGUUAAGCAGGAUACGAAAAGCUCGCAGAGAAAUAAAUGCAACCUUAGACACGAUUGAACAGAAAACACUGAAGGAAAUGAAAGAUACUCUAACCAAACUGCAGGCCUCUAUCAAAAGUGAAGCUGACAAAUGCAUCAGGCUUAGGGAUGAAUUAAGACAACUUCGAGACGCCAUACAGAACAUUAGUGAUAAAAGCAAGCUGGAACUAUCCUUUAUAGCCACCAGGAAAUGCGAGGACAAAAUAGAACAGUAUACAACUUUUCUGAACACGAACUCUCUUCAGGAUAAAUUCUAUAUAACAUUCAAGCCUAACAGUGAAAUUGUACAGUACUUGUCCAAGCUGUCAGGUCUUGGGAGGAUAGAACACGGUACCAAGACAUUGAUGGUACAAGAGAAUCCAAACAAGGUAAUCACUGUGCUGAGGAAGUCUGAAAACAAUGUGAAAAUAUCAAGUGAUUCAAACAACUGCAUUAUCUCAGCCAUCCUUGUCCUCCCAGACAGACAGGUAUUGGUUGUAGACAACAAAAAUAAUAAUGUCAAGCUUCUUGACCAGCAGUACCAGGUGGUAAGUCACUGUAGUGUGACUAAAUGGCCCUAUUUUAUAUGUCAGAUCACAUCGAGUGAGGUGGCUGUGACUGUGGAUGAUCGAAAUAACAAACAUGAGGUCCAGUUUAUCACAGUCAACAACAGGCAGCUGGUGCAAGGAAGAAAGCUUCAGUUACUACGUAGUUGUAACGGUAUUGCCUUCAACCAGGGAGACCUGUAUAUUACUUCUUUGACUGCACUGUACAAGUAUAAACUGAAUGGGAAACUUGUCAGCAAGAUGUAUGAGGAUACAUCAGAUGAUUAUACAGGUUAGAAUAAUAGUUAAUUUAUAUUGAUAUCAUUAUGGUUUAAUAGAAUUAGAAUGAACCAUCAGAUUAUAUUUCAGUAGCAGGAUAUAAUACAAUUUCAUGUUAAGUUCAUUAAGACAUUCCAUGUCUAUGCCAUGUCUAAAAUAUUGAGAACCCAUUUAAUUUCACUUACAUACAAUUUCAUGAGCUGGUAAAAUGGGGCAUAUUUAUUGAUUCUAAUUUAUUUGUUUAAUGUCCAAUAUAAGAGUUUGCUCUAAAAUAUGUUGAACAUUUGAUUUUAAGGUUGAAUGGACACCACAAAAUCCAGGAAAAUUAUUGUUUGUUGAAUUAUAUUGAUUUCAUAGUAGACACAGAGU
Dreissena polymorpha is the source of this 1877-nucleotide messenger RNA. RefSeq lists its product as uncharacterized. The coding region runs from base 171 to 1526 and encodes 451 amino acids. Gene Ontology annotation, molecular function: zinc ion binding; ubiquitin-protein transferase activity. The record is from RefSeq and is a predicted model, not a curated record. Gene Ontology annotation, cellular component: chromatin; nucleoplasm. The transcript has 2 exons. NCBI's taxonomy places the organism in Eukaryota, Metazoa, Mollusca, Bivalvia, Myida, Dreissenidae. Gene Ontology annotation, biological process: positive regulation of DNA-templated transcription.